AUGGGAGGAGCACGAACUGUUGGAUUGAAGCGUUCCAUGGCGGCCUUUGGAGAUCUCUCUGCAAUGGUAGACCGUCCGUCUGGCAAGAGGUCCAAGCCAUUCUCUGCCAGCCGCAGUGCCAAGCACUCGUACCGACGCCCCAAGGCUCGUCUUUCCAGGACAGUGGAUAGUACGAUCGACAUGUGGGCGCUGCUAAAUCCAGCCACAGCCGCUCUGGGAGACAGUCACCUUCUUGACGUUGUCAUUCCAGACGUUCUAUUGAUCCUCCCAUCUCAGCCGGAACCAUUGAACAAGCUGUCAAAGACCAAAAUGUCGCCCAAUGUCUUCAAACAUUGUGUUGUAGACGCAGGCGGCCCCACUUCGCUCAAGCAACUACCUUACCCCGAAGUCGAAGAAGUCACCCGAGACUUGGCCAUGGCCAGGUUGGAGGGCUCACACUCCCGUGUUCCACAGCAUCUGGGGUCCAUCCGACGGGGAAAUGAACGCCUCUUCUUCUUGGAAUAA
Molecule: messenger RNA, 504 nt
Organism: Seminavis robusta
Lineage: Eukaryota; Bacillariophyta; Bacillariophyceae; Naviculales; Naviculaceae
Source: the annotation of a GenBank genome assembly